Messenger RNA from Yarrowia lipolytica CLIB122, 597 nucleotides. RefSeq lists its product as uncharacterized. The record is from RefSeq and is a predicted model, not a curated record. NCBI's taxonomy places the organism in Eukaryota, Fungi, Ascomycota, Dipodascomycetes, Dipodascales.
AUGACCAUUGACAAGGAGAUCAAGUCGCGAUACCAGGACUCCCGCGAGCAGUUUUUCGACUCUUCAUCAGGUUUCAACAAUAACAAUCAAUCAAUAUUAGAUGGCACGAGUUUUCAGAACCCGAACAAUGACACCGACCAGCAUUCACGUGCUAUUCAACAACAGACACGUGAUAUCCAACAGCAGGUCCAGCAACAGACUCGUGAUCUCAGGCAACAGAUCCAGCAGCAGGCCCAGAACAUCCAGAUGCAGGCCCAGCAGCAAGCCCGGAACGCCAUCCUGCCUGUCCUGGGCUAUGGUAUGCCACAGGGAUUUGUAAUUAACCCCUUGCAGGUCCAACCUGGCUAUAGCAGCACUCAGGGUCACGGGUACGAAGGUAUGGACGUUUUUGAACAAGGCUCCAGUCAGAGACAAGUUGUAGAUCACAUUCCCGACAUGAGAUCUUCCUCCCCUUUCCGUGCGAAUGUCUCACACCCAUCCCAGGAUCAUGUGACUGACUCAGUUCGAUCUCAGCAACAAUCUCAGUCGGAAUCUGAGCUUGAUCUUCCUCCCACAUACGAACAGUCGCAGUCCACUUCACACGAGCUGCUCAAUUGA